Molecule: messenger RNA, 6039 nt
Organism: Adineta steineri
Lineage: Eukaryota; Metazoa; Rotifera; Eurotatoria; Adinetida; Adinetidae
Source: the annotation of a GenBank genome assembly
AUGAUGAAACUUAAAGCACUGCUAUUCUGGAUUAAAGAGGAAAUAGUUCAUUACAAUCUUUUUAUGAAGGAAGAAAAUGAAUAUGAUGAUAAUGAUAAUGAUGAUGAUAAUGCGAAUAUCGAAGAAAAUGAUCCAGCAAUUGCUCUCAAGCAACAAAAAUAUACGACUUGGUUCUAUAUUUUGCUUCUACUAGGAACUACGUAUAUUCUUUUUUAUGCAACUGUGAUAAAACACCAAACUCGAACAAUUACAAUAUCCAAUAUUACUCUUACCGUUUUCAAUGAACUCUAUCUUGAACAUGGUGAAACUUUGUCAUGUCCAUGCUCGAAUGUAGCAAUAACUUAUAAGACUUUUGUGGAUAGUUCAAUUAAAUUUCAUCCUGUUUGUUCAAGUAUUUUCAUUACUCAGAAAUGGAUUGAAGCUUUGUAUUUGAAAAAUCCAAGUGAAUAUGGAACAGGAGAUUUUCGAUCGACAGCGUAUUCCCAGUUUCAACUUUUGGCUGAUCUUUGUUCAUUGUCGGAGAAGAUCGUUUUUCAAAAUAAGAAUGAUCUAAGCAAUAAUGAGCUUGUCACCAGUGAUCUCCUUCCUGAUUUUCGAAUUCAUUCUAAAGUAAACGAUACCGUUCAGUUUUUCAAGAACGGUGUUUCCACUCGAAUUAUUGCAUUUAUUAAUUAUGUCAGAGCUACAAUUCGAGCUAACUACUUAGUUUCAGCUUUAAAUACAAAUUUCUUGAUUGAAGCUCGCAAUAGUUCUGAUGGUUACAAACUUUUACGUACAGAAGUAUUUAUUAAGAAUUCAAGUGCUAACUUUUCAGGAUCAGAAUUUAUUGGAUGUAGCACUAAAACUCCAACUGCUGCAGUUUCAUUGUUUCCACUGCCUAUUGUACUAAAUUACUCCGAUAUGGCAUUGUAUCAACCUGGUACCUAUGCCAAUUUAGCAAACGGAUUCUUUGCUGCAUGUACUCCUCUUGAAGCUCUCCUCCAAAGUACACUCGAUUGUUUGUAUAGUAUUGAAUGUGUUGAAUUACUAAAACACUAUUUUCCAGCUAUUGCUCUAGUAUUUUUUUUGAUGACUCGUAUGCGUAAAAUUGGUCGAUGGAUAAGACAAUUAAACUUAUUUAAAGCAGCCGAUCGACGAACAGAAAAAGAUGUCAAACAACAGAAGAUCAGCACGCGUCUCUAUCUUAUCCUAUUAUCUGGUGCAUCUCUGUUUCUUAUUAUCAACGAAUGGAGCGCUGAAGUAGCUACUGUAACCGAAUCAAAUCCAUCAUUAGUCACUUAUAAUAAUUUGCAGGAUCUGUAUAACACAACACUUCGCUGUCCAUGUUCUGACAUGACAAUACCUUAUGAAAGAUUUCUUUCAUUGUCUCCAAUCUUUCAUAAAGUGUGUUCAAGCGAUUUUGUUACAGAUCAAUGGAUUUCAUUAUUAAAAAAAAUCGCAACAGGAUAUAAUGCUCCAGAUUGGCGUAACACAGCUUCUUCACGAUUUCAAUUCUUAGCCGAUCUUUGUAAGUUGGCUGAUACAACGAUCAAUGAUGCUGUUCACGAUUUUCGUUCGCAACCAUUCAUUGCUUCAAGUGUAAUGAAUGAAAAUGACUUUAACAAACAAUUAAACACUACUCUUGAUCAGUUUUUUCGAUCGACAAUGAUUUAUUUUAGUAUUCUUAUCAAAACAGUACGAAUUCUUACACAAGUUGAUCAGUCGUAUUUUGGAUCAACUGCAAGUAAUCAACACUAUCCUCAAGAAGAUAAACUCAGUGCAACAUUCGAAUAUAAUAAAUCGCAUUAUGUGUUCGGAUUAAAGGUAGCAUUUCGAUUAAUUGGUCUUCGUCAUGUAAAUCCAUCAUCUUUCAGCUGUAUUUGUGCUACAGAUAUUAAUUGUAACAGUUCAAUUGGUAUUUAUGAGACUGAUUAUAGUUGGUCGUUACAUCCAGAGCAUAUCCAUCGCUAUACAGUACCAGGCUGGGUUGAACGUUGUUCACCUACGGAUUCUCUGAUGUUCUCAACACUCGAGUGUUACUAUUCGAACUCAGAUUGUUUGUCAAUUUUACAGAAUUAUAGUAAAAAAACAUAUCUUUUCCAUAAUGAAUACGGAUCAUGGUUUGAUAUUCAUCCUCUUAUUUAUAAUUCAAAAACAAGUUCUUUUCCUCCAAAUACUUCAAUUUCAACAAUAAUCGAAGCAAUUAUGAUCGAACGAUGGAAUUCAUCUUCUUCAUAUAAUCAAUUUUACAAAUCAUGUGCGCCAAGCUAUUGUACUUAUGCAAAGAGAAUUCGUCGAACUAUUGUGGAAGUGAUGAUCAAAUUGAUCUCUAUGAUCAGUGGUCUUAUUCUUUUACUACGUUUGCUUACACCUCAAUUGGUCAAGCUUAUAUUUUACUUGUUGGCAAAGAUCUGCAAAAGACAACAGCAACAAGAACAAGAGGAACAACCAUACGUUCGUUCACGAUGGAGCCGAUUACGAGCAAUCAUGCAAAAAAUUGUAACACUAUUAUAUGACAACUUGGCAAAUUUAAAUAUAUUCUUGGUACGAGAUUUUGGCAGCAAAGUGGAUCGAAUAACUGCUAAACGUCUUGGUCAAUGGGCUACUCUUUUAUAUAUAGUUUUGUUUCUGAUUAGUAUGAUUGGUCUCACACUUUAUUUCAGCAUGCAGCCUAAAACACAGACGGACAUUUUCGAUAAGCCUUCUUUGGAUUUAUAUGAACGACUUUUUCAGCGCUAUGGAAAUCAAUUAAAAUGUUCAUGUUCAUCCAUCGUAUCGAUCAACGGUCGAUUUGUCAAAUUAGAAGCAGUAUUUCAUGACAUCUGUUCAAGUCCAUUCGCUUCCGAUGAAGGUCGAAUUGCUCUAACAUCUGAUCUUUUUUCUGAUCUUUCUGCUUAUUCAUUAAAUGAUUAUCGUCGUUUUCUUUCUGCUCAUUUACAAUUUCUUACUGGUUUAUGCCAACUUUCUAUGAAUACAACAAAGAUUUCCAUUGAAGACUUUCAUUCUUCGCUAUUUGUUGCUGCGGAACUUUUAUCCGAGAAAAAACUCAGGGAACGUCUCAAUUUAAUGACUGAAACGAGUAAAGCAGAUGCUUAUAAGACCUUCAUUUCUCUUCUCUUCUUGAUUCGAAGUAUCAAUCAUGGAAAUGCUUUCAUGUCAACCUAUGGAACGAACUUUAAAUAUGAUGUUCCUCCGCAUAUUCUCCAGACAAAAUAUUUACAGACCACAGCAUUGAUUGACGAAAACGGUUGUUCUUGUGGAUUAUAUUCCAAUUGUACCACUUCAGCAAAGUUUUUUGAGAAAAAUGCUUCAACAAUCAUUGCAAUUGAAGGUUUGAAAAUGGGUUGUACACCGAGUGAAUCAUUUCUUGCUUCGACUUUGGAAUGUUUCUAUAACCAAUCAUGUCUCAAUAUCUUACGACAAUAUACAAGUAUGAACAUGAGUCAAAUUAAUUCGACAUCGUUUCUCCAUCCUCUUUCGAGAGCGAGUAUUCGAUUUCCAAAGAACACUCGUAUUGAAAAAAUUGUCAAUGAUCUGUUCAUUGAAGAAUGGAACAUAACAGUUGAUUAUUCAUCAUAUUUUGAUCAAUGUUUACCCUUACUAUGUUCAUAUACAUACACCCCACGAUACAAUAUCUUUAAUUCAAUCACUGAUCUACUGAGUAUCCAAGGUGGUCUGACCAUAGCUCUGGCAUGGAUUUGUCCGAAAUUAGUUCGAAUAAUCAAUGCAAUCUAUCAAUAUCGAAAGAAGCGUGCGAAUACUAUUCGUGCUAUUACAACCAUAUCCACUGAAAAUGUCAACACAAAUGCUUACGGAUCGACGUCAAAUUCAGAAGUGAUUUCCAGCAAUGUAACACUACAAAGUUCUGAUCUGCCUGAUGCAUACUCACACGCCAUUGGUGAUUUUAAUGAUGAUGGCCGACUGGAUCUUGCUUUAGUUAAUAAAAAUGGACGGAAUGUUCAUGUGCUAUUUGGGAAUGGCAAUGGGACUUUCGGAAAAGAGAUAAUAUCUCCAGAAGUUUACACGGGUCUCUUGGAUAAAAUGAGCAUUGGUGAUUUCAAUAAUGACAAUCGACUCGAUCUGGCUGGUAUGAAACGAUUCGAUAAUUAUGUUGAUAUUUUCCUCGGGAAUGGCGACGGAAUUUUAAUAAAAUACCAAUCAGUUUUGGCAGGAUAUGGCAGUACUUUAUCGGGAAUUGCUGUAGGUCAUUUCAAUAAUGAUCACUACUUAGAUAUCGCUGUUGCUGUUCCUACUAAAAAUCAGAUUAGCGUACUUUUUGCAAAUCGUUUCGGAACUUUUUUAGAUGGAAGAAUAUAUGAGACUGGAAUUAAUAGUUAUCCAAGCGAUAUCGCCGUCGCUGAUUUUAACCAUGAUGGUCAUCAAGAUAUCGCUGUCGUUAAUAAAUAUAGUCGAACUAUUGGUAUAUUUCUUGGUAAUAGUAAUGGGAGUUUUGAAGAUCAAAAGACAUCUUUUACUGGCGCUGGUUAUGAUCCACAAGACUUCGCUGUUGGCGAUUUAAAUAGUGAUGGUGUACUAGAUAUUGUGGUCGCCUACAAUGGCAACAAUUUAAUGAAGGUGAUGUACGGACACGGUAAUGGACGUAUGAGUGAUGGUGUACUGUUUCACAUGUGGGGCGCUUCGAUAUUAGAGAAGAUCUUUAUUAGAGACUUCAACAGAGAUGGCCAUCUCGAUAUCGGUUUCGGUAAGCGUAGCAACGAAAUAAUUUUGUAUGUUGGAGAUGGAAACGGAAAUUUCGAAGCACAAACAUUAUUUUCAAUAAGAAAUCCUGCCGCAUUUCGAUGGUUAGAUGUCGGUGAUUUUGAUGGCGAUGGUUAUGACGAUGUAAUCUUAUGGAUGGAUCAACCAACCUAUCAUGAGGAUGCAUCUGUAGUUAGUGCUGAGUCAACGCAACCAUCGGCACUACCUGAAAAUUUUCGCAAAAGAAAAUUAAUAUGGAUCAUCUUUUCUAUUCUUGUUGUUGUUUUAAGCAUGACUGCAUUAUUAAUUGUCUUUACUGCGCAGAAAACAAACCAUAACAAUACAUCAAUACCGGAAAGAUCCACCAUUGAAACAACGACUGAACCAUCAACAACAAAAACAGUCAUUUUAGAGACGAUGAAAACCACAAGCAAAGAACAACUACCACCUUCUAUUAUCAUUAGUAGCAAGACGAAAUGGAAACAGAAUGCAGUUACUGUUGCUGGAGGAAAUGGACACGGAAAUGAAUUAAAUCAAUUAAAUGAGCCUUUGGGUAUUCAUGUUGAUGAUGAUAGUAUUUAUAUUGCUGACACUGGGAACCAUCGUGUUGUUAGAUGGGAAUUGAGCGCCGACAAAGGUGAAAUAGUUGCAGGUGGAAACGAAAGAGGAAAUGGAAUGCAUCAGUUGAAUUAUCCAGUGGAUGUAGUUCUUGAUAAAGAGAACAAAUAUAUCAUCAUUUGUGAUAAAAACAACCAACGAGUGAUACGAUGGUCUCUUCAAAAUAGUCAGGAUCAACUAGUAUUAAUAGAUCGUAUCUCUUGUCAUGGUUUAGCAAUGGAUAAUAAUGGAGAUCUUUAUAUUUCUGACUGGAACGAACAGAAAGUUAUACGUUGGCAACAAGAAGCUGCGAAAAGUAUAGUUGUAGCAGGUGCAAAUGGGGUAGGAAGUCAAUUUAAACAGCUCAACAAUCCUACGUAUAUCUUUGUCGAUGAAUAUCAUUCAGUUUACGUAGUGGAUUCUAGUAAUCGUCGUGUAAUGAAAUGGAUAGAAAAUGCAACUGAAGGCAUUCGUGCUGCUCGCGGACCAUUCUCUGAUGAAAAUUUUUAUUCAUACCUUUUCCCCAUAAGUGUGAUUGCUGACCAUAUGGGUAAUAUCUAUGUGUCGGAUGACAGAUUCCAUGAAAUAAUGCGUUGGUCAGUAGGCUCAACAGAAGGUGCUCCUGUCGUUGGUCAAGAGAAUAUCGGAAGUGGACCUACACAGCUCGCAUACCCAUUCGAUUUAUCAUUUGAUCGACAUGGUAAUCUUUAUGUUGUCGAUUAUCGAAACAGCCGAAUACAAAAAUUUCUUAUUGAUCUUGACUGA